This is a messenger RNA of Vigna angularis (adzuki bean), 570 nucleotides long. Its product is annotated as zinc-finger homeodomain protein 5. Gene Ontology annotation, molecular function: transcription cis-regulatory region binding; DNA-binding transcription factor activity. Lineage: Eukaryota; Viridiplantae; Streptophyta; Magnoliopsida; Fabales; Fabaceae. Gene Ontology annotation, cellular component: nucleus. The record is from RefSeq and is a predicted model, not a curated record. Gene Ontology annotation, biological process: regulation of DNA-templated transcription; regulation of developmental process. The transcript has a single exon. The coding region runs from base 1 to 570 and encodes 189 amino acids.
AUGUCAAGCAUCAAUACCAGCAGUUUCACCAACCAAGUUGAAGAAAGCGACGAGGAAGAGGUUGAGUACAAGGAGUGCCGUCGCAACCAUGCAGUGGCCAUUGGAGGAGCUUGCUAUGACGGGUGCAGUGAGUAUAUGAAACCAAACGCCGAGCGAAACUCUCAGGACAGUUUCCUCUGUGCAUGUUGCGGUUGUCACCGCAACUUUCACCGCAAGCACAAUCCCGUGCAGGAAAGUGAAACAGAAAAUGAUUAUCUUCUUGAUGUAGUUCCUUUUUCCGGGACGUUUCACCCAGCAAGGGCUACCGACAACAACAACAACCCAGAGCCACUGCAGCAAGUAAGGCCACUGAGGAGGAAGAGGACCGUCUUCUCGGUGGAGCAGAAGAACCAAAUGAGAAGGUUUGCUGAUAUUUUGGGCUGGAAACCUCACAAGGGUAACAGAGAGGAGAUUCAACGUUUCUGCACUGACAUGGGCAUAAGCCGCAAGAUCUUCGUGGUCUGGCUCAACAACAAUCGUCACCGUGCAGCUCAAAACUCCUCCCAGACAAGUCUUCCAUCAAGCACUUGA